AUUCCACAUCCCACUCCCAGUUCAGACCCACAUUUUUUGUAUUGCAUGUUCCACGUGUGGUUUCAGCGUUCGGCCAGGCGAUGGGCAGCAUCAAUCCUGUGGCCGGUGGCCUUGUUCUGAUUCAUGGCACACCCACCCAGCGCCGGCAACUGCACCGGGGCGAGCUCCGGGGCCUUUUGGAGGAUGCUCAGGAGGACUUCCCCCCUCGGCGCCGCUGGCCGCUAUGGUUUAACGCCUUCGUGAAGGCACAUAUGGAACCCGUAUUGGUUCUGCGCUUGGCCGAACUCGCCAGCCUAGAUGAUGAACUGCGCUCCGAGGAGCAAACCUUGAAGAACCAGCAGGUUCCAUGUGUCGCUCCGUGGCCGCCUGUGGCAGCAGGAAACUUGGAGUGGCUGGUUGACUCGGAGCUGGUGAGGCUUGAAGCAAGCCUGCCGGAUAAAAAGAUCUAAACAGCAGGUCACGAAAGCUAGCGUCAGCUAGCUGGAGUUCCUCUUGCUUUGGCAAGUUUGUAGUUGGGGGCUGGAAUCGGCUAUCAAGUGAAUGAAUCACCACUAAGCCACCCCUCCCCCCUUCGUGACGUUGCUAGCAAGUCAUAUGCUUCUCUCACAUUUUGUUUACAUGGUGU
Messenger RNA from Durusdinium trenchii, 625 nucleotides. Lineage: Eukaryota; Dinophyceae; Suessiales; Symbiodiniaceae. The record is from the annotation of a GenBank genome assembly.